Molecule: messenger RNA, 507 nt
Organism: Pyricularia pennisetigena
Lineage: Eukaryota; Fungi; Ascomycota; Sordariomycetes; Magnaporthales; Pyriculariaceae
Exons: 2
Coding region: 1-507 (168 amino acids)
Source: RefSeq, a predicted model, not a curated record
AUGAAGGCGGACGGACAAGUAGACCCUAGCACCAAAGUUUUAAUGUCGGUCGAUAAAGAGAAUCUUCUCGCCGGAAACCCAAGCAACGACCGCUACAACGACCCUGCUGCCCGGAAGGCCCUUCUGGCCUACCGAGCCGAUUUUAUCCAUUCCGUGCUUCAGUUGAAUAACUAUGGACGCAAUAACUCAGGUCUAGUGGACGAAUUGGCCACCAGUUUUGACGCGGCAAUUUCCCUUGACCGGGACAUACACCUACGCAACAGCGCCGUGGAGUGGCAAGUUCUGCCGCCUGGACAGAACAAGUUUGAUCCAGACACUAUGGCAGUCGAGAACGAUGGUGUAAUCAGUUCGAGAGCGCUAGUCGUGCUGGCUCCCGGACUGAUCAAGAAGGGGCAUGAUGCGGUCGAGGAUGUCGUAUUGUGUCGAACGGAGGCGGGCAUGCUUUGUUUGCGGCACCUCCUAAUGAUCCAGGAGGCAGGUCACUUUACUAGGAUGCGCAACUAUUAA